UCCAGCUGUAUGGUUGGGUGGGAUUGCAUGGCUAACUGAUAGCCAAUUGGCUUAUUCUUCCUCAUGACGAAAACUUGGUUGAAAAGUGACCAAACUUUUAUUCAUCAGCGCGUUGAGUAGUUUGAAUUCAGUCGCUGCAGUGUGUGUGGAAAUUUUUAGUUUUGUCUCUUGUCAUUCUACGUGUUAUUUGCUAAUCUUUACGGGAAAGAAGCAUAUUUGCAACUACGAUCUUUAACUACGUGGGUUUAAAUUAUUUUACCUUGGAGCUUUUUUGUAUUAUCUGCCGCAGGAUGAACUGCUUGUCUCCCUCGCUCCCGUCUCCCAACAAAAUGAAGGGACAAAUUCAGAUCAUCUUUGGACCGAUGUUCUCAGGGAAAAGUACAGAACUGAUGCGCAGGGUGAAGAGGUUUCAAAUUGCUCAAUAUCGGUGUCUUGUGGUAAAGUACGCAAAGGAUGUUAGAUACAGCAAGCAAGAUCUGGCUACACAUGACAAAUUUACAAUGCAUGCAGUUCCUGCGACUAAGCUGAGUGAAGUUUAUCAAGAAGCUUUAAAAUCAGCGGUUAUUGGAAUUGAUGAAGGACAGUUUUUUCCAGAUUGCGUAGAUUUCUCUGAGGACAUGGCUAACAAAGGGAAGACUGUGAUUGUGGCAGCAUUGGAUGGAACAUUCCAACGGAAAGCUUUUGGCAACAUUCUGAACCUGGUUCCGCUUGCAGAGAGUGUGGUGAAACUGAAUGCUGUGUGCAUGAAGUGUUACCGAGAGGCUGCCUACACCAGUAGAAUUGGCGUUGAAAAAGAGAUUGAGGUGAUUGGCGGAAUGGACAUGUACCGAGCCACCUGUAGGGUCUGCUACUUUGCAAGUGAUAAUCUGCCAACCAAGCAGGAUUGCAAGGAGAACGAAGUCGCAAGUUGGGCAGCGAAAACCGGACAACUGUUACCUUCAAAUCAUUCCGCCUAUGGGGACAGGGGCAUAUUACCAAGGAAACUCUUCGAAAACUUGCAGCCUCCAAGCUGUGUAGCCAGUGGCUGUAACUGAAGCCACUUCAAUGACUGCUCUGACCGUUGCAGUCAUUGUUCCUUUAGCGUUCCCUUUCCUUUGAGAUGUGAGCUGUUACGGAGGCUGUUUUUUCAGUCAUUAGUUGCCCACCAUCUAGGCAAUGGAGGUGCUUUAUAGAAACAGAAAAUGCCUUUAUCAGGGCUCUUAGCAGCUUCUCCAUAGUUCAAUGAGCAGAAUCUCUAAAGGUUACCCUUUUCCCCAAUUAACCCAUGUUUAAUAAUGGAAAAUUUGCAUUGGAUGAAGACUGCUAAUUUUUCAGACUUUAAUUGAAGUCUGAAUAUACCCCUUGCCCAUCCUCUGGGUCUCUCUCUCCCCCCCCCCCCCCCCGUCUGUCUUCCCAGACCUCCUGUCCCAUGAUCCUCUCAUAUCCCUUUUGCCUAUCACCUGUCCAGCUCUUGGUUCCAUCCCUCCCCCUCCUGUCUUCUCCUAUCAUUUUGGAUCUCCCCCUCCUCCUCCAACUUUCAAAACCCUUACUCACUCUUCCCUUCAGUUAGUCCUGACGAAGGGUCUCGGCCUGAAACGUCGACUGCACCUCUUCCUAGAGAUGCUGCCUGGCCUGCUGCGUUCACCAGCCACUUUGAUGAGUGUUGCUGAAAUUUACACCAUGUUCAUCAAUGUUUACUAGCACUGGAUUUUUCUGACUCCCCCUACCAAAUGUACACAUCUGAGGGAUUUUUAACCUUUUUAAUGCCAUGGACCAAUACCAUUAAGCAAGGGAUCUGUGGACCCCAUGUUGGGAAGCCCCUGAUUUAGUAUUAGUGUGAAGGUAUUCAUUUAUGUUGGUGCUUACUAACUUUACAGUAAGCUAACACUGGAGACUGAGAUUGACCAUGCAAUAUUGGUAAGGGGAGGAGGUAAAGUUUUGGUGACAGAUGUUGCAUUAAGGAUGUAAAUGUUGCAUGUAAUGAUUUUUUUUUAACAGUUGGCAUAACACAAACAAAAUGCUGGAGGAACUCGGCAGGUCAGGCAUCAUCCAUGGAAAUGAAUAAACAGUUGACGUUUUGGGCCGAGACCACCUUUAGGACUGGAAAGGAGGGGGGAAGAUGCCAGAAUAAAAAGGUGGGAGGGAGGAGAAGGAGGAUAGCAAAAGGGUGACGGGUGAAGCCAGGUGGGUUGGGAAGGUUAAGGGCUGGAGAGGAAGGAAUCUGAUGUGAGAUGAGUGGACCAUGGGAGAAAGGGAAGAAAGAGGGGCACGGGGGGGGGCAGGGUGAGAAGAGGUCAGUGUGGCACAGAAGAGGAAUUGGCAUAUGUGGCAUCAAAAUCAAGUUUUGAUGCCAAUAUUACUACUUCUGGUUAAAAUAGUUAAUGUAUUUUCACUUUUCAUGAAUUUACUCUGCCUCUUGCAUCAACUAAUUGCUUCUAGAUCUUCUGUUUGUCUCCAUGACAACUCUGGCCUAUCUAUUUUCAUGCUGCUUCAUCGGAGUGUCUUUGGAUUUGAAGUGAAUGUUUUGCUGUAAGUAAUGCCCUUUUAAGUUAUUAAUUUCUCCCAGGUGAUGAAGUUGUCUGCUGAGAUAUGCCAUCUAUGCUGCACUAAUGAGCACAGACUAUCUCUAGCAAGGAGUCUAAUCGUCAUCCCUUCUUAAAUCCCCCACCAGUUAACAUCCUGGGAGUUCAUUAGUGAUCAAGGCUUCAGCUAGAUGAGUUCAAAGGUCAAGCAGCCUUGUUGACAAGUGAUUCAUCUAAUCUAAUUGCCUUUCAAUUGGGAUUGUGAAUAGAAUGCAUCUCCUUUCACCUAGAUAUGUGUGCUCCAAUGAGUUUUAACACCAUCCAGUAAAGAGCGACUUCCUCAACUGACCAUCCAUCAUUCAUCAGUUUCUCCAAUCGAAUUGGAAAAUUUUCAUCUAUAUCAUAUACUUGAGUACCUUGCUGGUGCUAUCUUGAUUCUUCCAUUAACAGUACAGCAAGGGCAGAAUUCUGAAAUUUGUCUGCACAUCAUACCUCCAUGAAUUGUAAACAUAUAAUUAAUCCUGUCUGUGGUUAAAUGUAUAUGGGAGUAUCAAUCCUAUUGCUAUUGGGUUUGGAGGACACAAUUUCCAAGAUCAUAGAAACAUAGAAAAUAGGUGCAGGAGUAGGCCAUUCAGCCCUUUGAGCCUGCAUCACCAUUCAGUAUGAUCAUGGCUGAUCAUCCAACUCAGAACCCUGUACCUGCCUUCCCUCCAUACCCCCUGGUCCCUUUAGCCACAAGGGCCAUAUCUAACUCCCUCUUAAAUAUAGCCAAUGAACUGGCCUCAACUGUUUCCUGUGGCAGAGAAUUCCACAGAUUCACCACUCUCUGUGAAGAAGUUUUUCCUAAUCUCAGUCCUAAAAGGCUUCCCCUUUAUCCUCAAACUGUGUCCCCUCAUUCUGGACUUCCCUAACAUCGGGAACAAUCUUCCUGCAUCUAGCCUGUCCAAUUCCUUUAGGAUUUUAUACGAUUCAAUAAGAUCCCCCCUCAAUCUUCUAAAUUCCAAUGAAUAUAAGCCUAGUCGAUCCAGUCUUUCAUCAUAUGAAAGUCCUGCCAUCCCAGGAAUCAAUCUGGUGAACCUUCUUUGUACUCCCUCUAUGGCAAGGAUAUCUUUCCUCAGAUUAGGGGACUGAAUCUGCACACAAUACUCCAGGUGUGGUCUCACAAAGGCCUUGUACAACUGCAGUAGUACCUCCCUGCUCCUGUACUUGAAUCCUCUUGCUAUGAAUGCCAGCAUACCAUUCGCCUUUUUCACUGCCUGCCUUACCUGCAUGCCCACUUUCAAUGACUGGUGUAUAAUGACACCCAGGUCUCGUUGCACCUCCCCUUUUCCUAAUCUGCCACCAUUCCAAUAAUCUGUUUUCCUGUUUUUGCCACCAAAGUGGAUAACCUCACAUUUAUCCACAUUAAAUUGCAUCUGCCAUGAAUUUGCGCAAUCACCUAACCUAUCCAAGUCACCCUGCAUCCUCUUAGCAUCCUCCUCACAGGUAACACUGCCGCCCAGCUUCGUGUCAUCCGCAAACUUGGAGAUGCUGCAUUUAAUUCCCUUGUCUAAGUCAUUAAUAUAUAUUGUAAACAAGUGGGGUCCCAGCACUGAGCCUUGCGGUACCCCACUAGUCACUGCCUGCCAUUCUGAAAAGGUCCCGUUUAUUCCCACUCUUUGCUUCCUGUCUGCCAACCAAUUCUCUAUCAGAUCAAAUGGUUCAGCGAAUGUAAGGCAGGGACCAAAGUUAGGCUAUUCUGCCCAACCACAGCUUCUGCCACAUCUUUUCAUUAUGGCUAAUUUAUUCUCCCUCUUAACACCAUUCUCCUGCCUUAUCCCCAUAACCUUUUGACAGCUGUACUGGUCAAAACCCUAUCAAUCUCUGCUGUAAAUACACCCAGUAGCUUGGUGUCUUGUGGUUGUGGGGGGCGGGGAAGGGGGUGGCUUAUUCUGUUGAAAGUCACUUAUGUCAUGAUUAAGUUUAGAAACUGCAGCUGCUUUUCCUAUUGAUUAGACUGUUUCAAAUGUACUGGGUAUCAAAUAACACAGAAUUUUGCUCUUCCUUUGCUUUAAGUCAAGCAGUGCACAUGACCAUUGGGAAGGGACGCUGUGUGUGCAUGCUUUUAGUUAAGUAUGUUUUCACUUGUAAAUAAAUAAUGUAAUAUACUUGCAAUCAGUGUUUUGUGUCUCACUUGCCAGACCGUGAAUCUGAUUCAAUAUUACACUUGGCCUUCACAGCCAUCUGUGACCAUGAAUUCUACAGAUUCACCACCCUUCGGCUAAAUAAAUUCCUCAUCUGUUCUAAAGGGAUGUCCUUGUAUUCUGAU
Mobula hypostoma (lesser devil ray) is the source of this 4809-nucleotide messenger RNA. RefSeq names its product thymidine kinase 1, soluble (gene tk1). NCBI's taxonomy places the organism in Eukaryota, Metazoa, Chordata, Chondrichthyes, Myliobatiformes, Myliobatidae. The coding region runs from base 291 to 1034 and encodes 247 amino acids. Gene Ontology annotation, biological process: thymidine metabolic process. The record is from RefSeq and is a predicted model, not a curated record. Gene Ontology annotation, molecular function: thymidine kinase activity; ATP binding. The transcript is spliced from 7 exons.